CUCGGGCUAGUGGAAGACAGAGGAUCCAGAGAAAAGGCAGCCCUUCAGCUAUAACGGAGGGCAGAGGUUAAAUCUAUUGGAUUUUUUUUAUUUGUAAGUAUGGUCACUGCAUACCCUCUCCCUGAAGGCUUCACUGAAGUAGAAGUGUUUGUCAUCGGCACUGCUCUGCUGGUAGAAGCCCUGCUUGGUUUCUGUCUGAAUGGCUUGACAAUUAUUUCUUUCCGAAAAAUCAAAGAACUCCGAACACCCAGCAAUCUGCUGGUUCUCAGCGUUGCACUGGCUGACUGCGGGAUCUGCAUCAACGCCUUCAUUGCUGCCUUUUCCAGCUUCCUCAGAUACUGGCCCUAUGGCUCUGACGGCUGUCAAAUUCAUGGAUUCCAGGGCUUCAUGACAGCACUAGCCAGCAUUAGCUCCAGUGCUGCUGUCGCCUGGGACCGGUAUCAUCACUACUGUACAAGGAGCAAGAUGCAGUGGAGCACAGCCAUCUCCAUGAUGGUGUUUGCAUGGCUGUUUGCUGCCUUUUGGGCCGUGAUGCCCUUGCUGGGGUGGGGUGAAUAUGACUACGAACCCCUCCGAACCUGCUGCACCCUGGACUACAGCAAAGGUGACAGAAACUACAUCACCUACCUUUUUGCUCUGUCCAUUUUCAAUUUCAUUAUCCCUGGCUUCAUCAUGCUGACAGCCUAUCAGUCCAUACAACAGAAGUUCAAGAAAAGUGGGCACUAUAAGUUUAAUACUGGUUUACCAUUGAAGACGCUGGUCAUUUGCUGGGGUCCCUAUUGCCUUUUAUGCUUCUACGCAGCAAUUGAAAAUGUGAUGUUCAUUUCACCAAAAUACCGCAUGAUUCCUGCCGUUAUUGCCAAGACUGCGCCAAUGGUGGACGCCUUUGUAUAUGCCCUGGGGAAUGAGAACUACAGAGGAGGAAUAUGGCAGUUCCUCACAGGACAGAAGAUUGAGAAAGCAGAGGUUGAUAACAAAACUAAAUAAUUCAUUACAGCAUUAAGCCAAAUUAAACAGGUUCAUCACUGAAAGCAAAACGGUAGAUGAAACUGUGCAUUCUCUGAUAUGUACAUGCAAAGGUGGUUCCACAUUGGAAAGGCCAUGUAUUGGCUACAAGCAAUGAAAAACUGAAAGAAAGUCCUUCAGAUAACUGUCCAAAUACCAAGAGCUGCUUGCCAAACAAGCUGCCUUAAACCUGUGUUGAUUAUCAUCAGUCUCAUUUUAUAUACCACUGCAAAUAAACUAUGUGCUGGAAAGAAUUUUUUUUCCUGAUACACUAAGAUAAAAGCUGGGCAAAGUAACUGAAGUAGGGCAUUCAUUUAUCCACUGAAACCUUCUCAAAUCAAUCUGUGCAGUUUGUCCAUAUGUUAACAUCUGGAUUACUAAAAGAUUAAAGAAGUACCCAGUAUUACACCACAUGUCUGUAGAAAGAACUUGUUCAUUUGAACAAUGCAUUUUCAAUGCACCCAAAAUGGGAGUUCCAAAAUUUCCAUGAUGAAUCUGCCAUCCUAAUUCCAUAAAAAUAUUUCAGAGGGCAUUUUACCGCAAUAAGAAAUAUUAACUUGGCUGCUAUUCAAAUUAAUUAGUGUGUGACAUUCAACUUUGACACACACAUUCAGCUGCAUCAGACUUUGCAGCUGCUGGUUACCAGGACAAUUAAAAAGCUCACAGUCCAUCCCCAAAACAUUAAUCUUUUAUCAAACACUGAACAAAAAGUAAAGGGAGUUAUGGGUCAGAUUCUGUUCUAAAAAUGUCGUAAGAAUAACUAUUAACUUCUUAUCUGCCAUUAAAUUCCUCUACGCUCUGUACAAGUGGUAACACUCACUGAAUCAGUCGUGACUAAAGAGUCUGAGCAAGUAAAAAGCUACUUAUUUUACAAUUAUCAGAAUUAAUAUGUAUUUUAAACUAUUAGAAAUGUCUACCGUAAAUGCUUAUAUUUGCUCACAUUUCCUACAGGAUAAAAAACUGUCAGUUGAUGUUGCCUGUUUCUACAAGAUGUGUCUCAGAAUGACCCAUUUGCAAAAAAAAAUAAAUAUGUCCAUGGCACACAGAAUACAAAAGAUUGUGCAUACAAAGAGCGAAACCUAAGUGAUUCUUACAGGGAUAAUAUGGUUAAUUUCCAAGCAUUGACAGUGAGAGAGCUUUUGAAGAUAGCCAAAGAAAAAGAUGACCUGCCCCUAUGAUGUUUUUCAACAUAUUAAAAGGGAAAAUGGUUGUGUAUGGGUUACAGAAGUGCAGAUGGUGCAAUCCUGGAAGCUAAACAGUCUCUGGAUAGAACAGAUAUUCCCCUCAUGGCUACAGAUAGGAAAUAAGUGUCAUUUUGUCACAAGCGAACCAGCAGGAUCCUAUUUGGAGAUGUGUUUUAGGACUUGGGAGGCUCAAUCUAGUCACAAGCCACCCAAAAGAACAGUAAACAAUGCCAUGACAAAAUUAUUCAGAGUCAUCACAUAUAAAGCUGACAACUAAGACUUACAUCCUAGGUGCACAUAAUAUUGAGCAGAUGACAAAAUGUUUGUACUGGUAAGUGCGAAAUAAUGUAUAUGGGCACAAAAUUACCUUUAAGUAUGUAUCUACAGUGACA
Messenger RNA from Apus apus (common swift), 2581 nucleotides. It is a transcript of the gene RGR, whose product is annotated as retinal G protein coupled receptor. The transcript has 7 exons. Gene Ontology annotation, biological process: visual perception; phototransduction; G protein-coupled receptor signaling pathway. Gene Ontology annotation, cellular component: membrane. NCBI's taxonomy places the organism in Eukaryota, Metazoa, Chordata, Aves, Apodiformes, Apodidae. The record is from RefSeq and is a predicted model, not a curated record. The coding region runs from base 100 to 987 and encodes 295 amino acids. Gene Ontology annotation, molecular function: G protein-coupled receptor activity.